AUGUCACAGAGAUGGAAUCAGACGGAGUCAGCAAAAUAUUCUUGUUCGAUCUGUUUGGAUUUACUGAAGGAUCCGGUGACUAUUCCCUGUGGACACAGCUACUGUAUGAACUGUAUUAAUGACCACUGGGAUGGAGAAGAUCAGAGGAAAAUCCACAGCUGCCCUCAGUGCAGGAAAGAGUUCAUACCAAGGCCUGGACUGGAGAAAAACAUCAUGUUAGCUGAUUUUGUGGAGGAGCUGAAGAAAACUGGACUCCAACCUGCUCAAGCUGAUCACUGCUAUGCUGGACCUGAAGAUGUGGCCUGUGAUUUCUGCAGUGGGAGGAAGAUGAAAGCUGUCAAGUCCUGUCUGGUUUGCUUGGCUUCUUAUUGCCAAAAUCACCUCCACCCUCAUUAUGAAUCACCUACGUUUAAAAAACAUAAUUUGGUUGAAGCUUCUACUAAACUUCACCAAAACAUCUGCUCUCAUCAUGAUGAGGUGAUGAAGAUCUUCUGCCGUACUGAUCAGCAGUGUAUCUGUUAUCUCUGCACUAUGGAUGAACAUAAAGGCCAUGAAACAGUCCCAGCUGCAGCAGAAAGAGCUGAGAAGCAGAAGAAGCUCCAGGAGAGUCGACAACAAAUCCAGCAGAGAAUCCAGGACCAAGAGAAAGAUGUGAAGCUGCUUCAACAGGAGGUGGAGGCCAUCAAUGUCUCUGCUGAUAAAGCAGUGGAGGACAGUGAGGAGAUCUUCACUGAGCUGAUCCGUCUCCUCCAGRAAAGAAGCUCURAKGUGAAGCAGVAGAUCAGAUMCCAGCAGGAAACUGAAGUGAGUCGAGUCAAAGAUGUKCAGGAGAAGCUGGAGCAGGAGAUCAGUGAKCUGAAGAGGAAAGACGCUGAGCUGGAGCAGCUCUCACACACAGAGGAUCACAHCCAGUUUCUCCUCAACUACCCCUCACUGCCAGCACUCAGUGAGUCGACACACUCAUCCAGCAUCAACAUCCGUCCUCUGAGACACUUUGAGGACGUGACAGCAGCUGUGUCAGAGCUCAGAGACAAACUACAGGACGUCCUGAGAGACACAUGGACAAACAUCUCACUGAGAGUCACUGAGGUGGAUGUUCUACUGUCAGAACCAAAGACCAGAGAUAAAGUACAGGACAUUCCUACAGACACAGGAACAAACAUCUCACUGAAGGUCACCGAAGUGGAUGUUCUACUGUCAGAACCAGAACCGGAACCAAAGACCAGAGCUGAAUUCUUAAAAUAUUCACAAAAAGUCACUCUGGAUCCAGACACAGCACACAGGAAGCUUUUCUUAUCAGAUGGAAAUAGAAAAGUAACAUCAAAACUUCCCUCAUCUUGUGUAUUGCGGUACCAUUUCAGUGAUCCAAACAGAUUCACUGAUUAUAAUCAGGUUCUGAGUAGAGAGAGUCUGACUGGAAGUUGUUAUUGGGAGGUGGAGUGGAGAGGAGGAAGAGUUUACAUAGCAGUUUCAUAUAAGAACAUCCGCAGAGAAGGAAGGUCAGAUAAGUGUGCCUUUGGAUUCAAUAACAAAUCUUGGUCAUUGCAUUGCGACAGAAACGGUUACACUUUUCAUCAUAACAACAUUAAAACUCCAGUACCAGGUCCAGUUUCCUCCAGAAUAGGAGUGUACCUGGAUCACAGAGCAGGUAUUCUAUGUUUCUACAGCGUCUCUGAAACCAUGACUCUCCUCCACCAAGUCCAGACCAGAUUCACUCAGCCACUGUAUGCUGGGGUCCGGCUGUUUGAUGAGGCAGAUUCUGCUGAGUUCAUUAAAGUCAAAUAG
Molecule: messenger RNA, 1785 nt
Organism: Poecilia reticulata (guppy)
Lineage: Eukaryota; Metazoa; Chordata; Actinopteri; Cyprinodontiformes; Poeciliidae
Product: tripartite motif-containing protein 16-like
Molecular function (GO): protein binding; zinc ion binding
Source: RefSeq, a predicted model, not a curated record